CGACGACGACGACGGAAGCAUUACCUGAGGUCGAGCCAUGGCGCGGUUGAUGACCAAGACGUCGGCCACCUUGGUGAUGGCAGCCGCGUUCCUCCUCCUCGCUGCGGCGGACGCGUCGUCGUCGUACGACUACGCCGGCGCGUUCGACAAGUGCCUGCAGUUCUUCGAGGCGCAGCGGUCUGGGAAGCUCCCCGCCGACCGCCGCGUCAAGUGGCGCGGCGACUCCGCCCUCACCGACGGCUUCUCCCAGGGGGUGGAUUUGGUGGGCGGGUACUACGACUCCGGCGACCACGUCAAGUUUGGGUUCCCCAUGGCGUACGCGGUGACGAUGCUGUCCUGGGGAGUGCUCGAGUUCGAGAAGGAGAUGGUCGCCGCCAACAACCUCCAGCGCGCCCUCGACGCCAUCCGCUGGGGCACCAACUACUUCAUCAAGGCCCACACCGAGCCCAACGGCCUAUGGGUCCAGGUGGGCGACGGGGACAGCGACCACCUGUGCUGGGAGCGCGCGGAGGACAUGUCGACGCCGAGGACGGCGUUCAAGAUCGACAGGAACCACCCGGGAUCCGAGGUCGCCGGCGAGACGGCGGCUGCGCUGGCCGCCGCGGCCAAGGCCUUCCGCCCGUACGACUCCAUGUACGCGGACCUCCUGUUGCUGCACGCCAAGCAGCUCUUCACAUUCGCCGACACGUUCAGAGGCAGGUAUGAUGACUCCCUGCAGAGCGCCAAGAAGUUCUAUCCUUCUGAAUCUGGCUACCAGGACGAGCUGCUCUGGUCGGCGGUGUGGCUGUACGAGGCGACCGGCGACGAGGAGUACCUGAGGUACGUGUCCCAGAACGCCGAGGCCUUCGGCGGGAUCGGCUGGUCCGUGCUCGAGUUCUCCUGGGACAACAAGUACGCCGGCCUCCAGGUGCUCCUCUCCAAGGUGCUCUUCGAGGGAGGCGCUGGCGUCGCCGCCUACGCCGACACGCUGAAGCAGUUCCAGGCCAAGGCCGAGUUCUUCCUCUGCGCCUGCCUCCAGAAGAACAAUGGCCACAACAUCAGGAUGACGCCCGGGGGGCUCCUGUACGUGGACGACUGGAACAACAUGCAGUACGUGAGCUCCGCCACCUUCCUCCUCACCGUCUACGCCGACUACCUCGCCGUGUCGCACGGAUCGCUCAAGUGCCCCGACGGCGAGGUCAAGCCCGACGAGAUCGUCAGGUUCGCCAAGUCCCAGGUGGACUACGUCCUGGGCAAGAACCCCAAGGGCAUGAGCUACAUGGUCGGCUACGGCAGCUACUUCCCGACGCACGUGCACCACCGCGGCGCGUCCAUCCCGUCCGUCCACGGCGAGAAGGCCACGGUCGGGUGCAUGGACGGCUUCGACAAGUACUACAACAGCAAGGGCGCUGACCCCAACGUGCUCAACGGCGCCAUCGUCGGCGGGCCUGACGGCAACGACGGAUUCGUCGACGACCGCUGCAACUACCAGAGUGCCGAGCCCACCAUCUCCGGGAACGCGCCCAUCUGCGGCGUCUUCGCCCGCCUCGCCUCCGAGCCGCCCGCCGCCUCCGACAGCAGCCCGGCGCCUGCCUACUCGCCGCCACAUGAAUCUUCGCCAUCAAAGGGCUCUCCGCUGGAGUUGGUGCACACGGUGAGCAACUCGUGGACGACGAACGGCGUGGAGUACUACCGGCACGUCGUCACGGCCAAGAACACGUGCGGCCACCCUAUCACGUCCCUGAAGCUGCACAUCAAGGAGCUGUCCGGGCCCAUCUACGGCGUGUCCGCCGCCAAGGAGAAGGACACGUACGAGUUCCCCGCGUGGCUCACCCGCCUCGGCGCCGGCGAGCAGCUCACCAUCGUGUACAUCCAGCCGGGCGGCCCCGCGGCCAAGAUCUCCGUCGUCAACUACAAGACCGCUUGAGGAGGAUGGUAGAAGCUGCCGGCCGGUGUUUUGCUUUCCACGUCAGAUUUUUCCUAUCCGAUUCUACGGUCCAUUUGCCAUUCUUUUUUGGGUGUGUAUCGAUCUGUCGACGAGAUUGGAAAUGAUUAGUAGGUAGAACAUCGUGCGACGCGUUCAGUUGUAUGUAUCAAUACAUGCUUUUAUUUUCUUUCCUUCGAGAGUGACACAGCAAUAUUUCUGAA
This is a messenger RNA of Setaria italica (foxtail millet), 2127 nucleotides long. RefSeq names its product endoglucanase 13. The record is from RefSeq and is a predicted model, not a curated record. The transcript is spliced from 7 exons. Bases 38 to 1906 code for a protein of 622 amino acids. Lineage: Eukaryota; Viridiplantae; Streptophyta; Magnoliopsida; Poales; Poaceae. Gene Ontology annotation, biological process: carbohydrate metabolic process. Gene Ontology annotation, molecular function: hydrolase activity, hydrolyzing O-glycosyl compounds; carbohydrate binding.